GCGCAGCAAGAAGCCAAGCCUUGUCUUGCUUCUUGCUCUCUCAUACAGCCUGUGAGUUAGCCAUUCUACUUGCAAGACCACGCUAUCUGUACUCAUAUCAUCGUCUCUAUCGUUUCCAGUCAGAACGGAGAGCGGAGCGCUGCUGGCGUCCCCUUCAUGGUGACGACCCUGUAAUCCGCAACCUGCCGAUUCGACCCUCGUAUCCUCGUGCUUCUCUCCGUGCCUCUUUCCUGCACCGCGACUUCAUCCAAGGACUGUCGUCGAGCGUCUCAGCAAGAAGCUAGUGCGUAGGCACACCAUAGAUGCAUCAGCACACGGCAGCGCGUGACAGCGGCCAACCCGGCGCAGCAGGGCCAGCAGCCGGCCCCCAUGUGCGGUCACCACGUGAUCGACUUCUACAUCAAGCUGCUGCACGACCACUUCGCCCUGGACCGUGCCAGCUUCUACGAGGACCGCUACAACGGGCUGCAGCAGACCGAGGACAAGACUCCCUCCCAGCUGCUUGCCGACAUGCGGCAGUGUGAGCCGCACCUGCACGCCAUGCCUCCGGACAAGUUCGCGAUGGACUUCGUGCACAAGCUGCACCACAAGAUCGUGCCCAACGUCAAGAACCGCUGGGACAUCAUCGCCGUCACCGACUGGUACGGCCGCAUCUCCGACAUCGCCAAGGAUGCCGACAUCGCCUGGGACAACUACCGCCGCGAGCAGCACCGGCGGCACCAUGCCCGCCAGCACUGGCGCCGGGCCCAGCAGCUCCUCAGAGUCCAUGGAAAUGCAGGCGCUGCUGCAGGCCAUUCGCGCGCUCGGACCCAGCGACCGCGCCAAGGUCUCCCACGCGCUGCAGAAGUAGUCAUGGCGCAUCAAGGAUCAGCGCCACGUGCCCCUCGGGCGGCGGUGCCUUCAGCCGCUUGCCCUCGUGGCGGCGGUGCCUUCAGCUGCUCGCCCCCGUGGCGGCAGCCUAUCAGCAGCCGCGCGCCCUCGCGGCGGCGGCGCCUUCAGCUGCUCGCCCUCGUGGCGGCAGCCUGCCUUCGGCCGCUUGCCCUUGUGGCGGCGGCGCCUUCAGCUGCGCGCCCUCGUGGCGGCAGCCUUCCUUCAGUUGCGCGCCCCCGUGGCGGCGGCGCCUUCAGCUGCUCGCCCCCGUGGCGGCAGCCUGCCUUCAGCCGCGCGCCCUCGUGGCGGCGGCGCCUUCAGCUGCUCGCCCCCGUGGCGGCAGCCUGCCUUCGGCCGCUUGCCCUUGUGGCGGCGGCGCCUUCAGCUGCUCGCCCCCGUGGCGGCAGCCUAUCAGCAGCCGCGCGCCCUCGUGGCGGCGGCGCCUUCAGCUGCGCGCCCUCGUGGCGGCAGCCUUCCUUCAGCUGCGCGCCCCCGUGGCGGCGGUGCCUUCAGCUGCUCGCCCCCGUGGCGGCAGCCUUCCUUCAGCUGCGCGCCCUCCUGCGCGCCCUCGUGGCGGCAGCCGGCCUCCAGCCGCGCGCCCUCGUGGCGGCGGCGCCUUCAGCUGCUCGCCCCCGUGGCGGCAGCCUUCCUUCAGCUGCGCGCCCUCGUGGCGGCGGCGCCUUCAGCUGCGCGCCCUCGUGGCGGCGGCGCCUUCAGCUGCGCGCCCCCGUGGCGGCAGCCUUCCUUCAGCUGCGCGCCCCCGUGGCGGUGGCGCCUUCAGCUGCUCGCCCCCGUGGCGGUGGCGCCUUCAGCUGCUCGCCCCCGUGGCGGCAGCCUGCCUUCGGCCGCGCGCCCUCGUGGCGGCGGUGCCUUCAGCUGCUCGCCCCCGUGGCGGCAGCCUAUCAGCAGCCGCGUGCCUCUCAGCCGGCCUCCAGCCGCGCGCCCUCGUGGCGGCGGCGCCUUCAGCUGCUCGCCCCCGUGGCGGCAGCCUUCCUUCAGCUGCGCGCCCUCGUGGCGGCGGCGCCUUCAGCUGCGCGCCCUCGUGGCGGCGGCGCCUUCAGCUGCGCGCCCCCGUGGCAGCAGCCUGCCUCCAGCUGCGCGCCCCCGUGGCGGUGGCGCCUUCAGCUGCUCGCCCCCGUGGCGGUGGCGCCUUCAGCUGCUCGCCCCCGUGGCGGCAGCCUGCCUUCGGCCGCGCGCCCUCGUGGCGGCGGUGCCUUCAGCUGCUCGCCCCCGUGGCGGCAGCCUAUCAGCAGCCGCGUGCCUCUCAGCUGCGCGCCCUCGUGGCGGCAGCCGGCCUCCAGCCGCGCGCCCUCGUGGCGGCGGCGCCUUCAGCUGCUCGCCCCCGUGGCGGCAGCCUUCCUUCAGCUGCGCGCCCUCGUGGCGGCGGCGCCUUCAGCUGCGCGCCCUCGUGGCGGCGGCGCCUUCAGCUGCGCGCCCUCGUGGCGGCAGCCGGCCUCCAGCCGCGCGCCCUCGUGGCGGCGGCGCCUUCAGCUGCUCGCCCCCGUGGCGGCAGCCUUCCUUCAGCUGCGCGCCCUCGUGGCGGCAGCCUUCCUUCAGCUGCGCGCCCCCGUGGCGGUGGCGCCUUCAGCUGCUCGCCCCCGUGGCGGCAGCCUGCCUUCGGCCGCGCGUUCUCGUGGCGGCGGUGCCUUCAGCUGCUCGCCCCCGUGGCGGCAGCCUAUCAGCAGCCGCGUGCCUCUCAGGCGGGCGGUGCCUUCAGCUGCUCGCCCCCGUGGCGGCAGCCUAUCAGCAGCCGCGUGCCUCUCAGGCGGGCGGUGCUUCCAGCUGCGCGCUCUCGUGGCGGCAGCCGGCCUUGAGCCGCUUGCCCUUGUGGCGGCGGCGCCUUCAGCUGCGCGCCCUCGUGGCGGCAGCCGGCCUCCAGCCGCGCGCCCUCGUGGCGGCGGCGCCUUCAGCUGCGCGCCCUCGUGGCGGCAGCGUUCCUUCAGCUGCGCGCCCCCGUGGCAGCGGCGCCUUCAGCUGCUCGCCCCCGUGGCGGCAGCCUGCCUUCAGCCGCUUGCCCUUGUGGCGGCGGCGCCUUCAGCUGCGCGCCCCCGUGGCAGCAGCGUGGACGCCCGCGAUGGCGGUGCAAUGGCGGCGGCGCUGCCCGCCUCCUGGCGGGAGGGCAUCAUCACGCUCAUCUACAAGGGCAAAAGCCUGGACCGCGCCGAGCUGGCGUCCUACCGGCCCAUCACGCUGCUCAAAUGCGACUUCAAGAUGGUGUCCAAGGCUGUCAGCGCCCGCCUGCAGCCUGCCCUGGAUGCAGUUGUGGAUGAGCUGCAGACCGCGUUCAUCACCGGCCGCUGGAUUGGAGACAACGCGCUGUACCUCCAAGGCCUGAUCGAAUGGAUGCGCCUGGACGUGGGCGCGGACGGCACGCCACGGCAGGGUGGUGCGCUGUACUUCUUGGACAUUGAAAAGGCGUAUGACCGGGUGCACCGGCAGUGGCUAUAUGCGUCCGCGGAGGGACUUGGGUUUGGGCCGCGCAUGCUGCGCUGGAUCCGCCUGCUCACUGCCAACGGCUCUGCCCGCGUGUGUGUGAACGGGAUGCUCUCUGACGCCUUCCCAGUGCUGAACGGCUUGCCGCAGGGCAGCACCGCCUCUCCACCCCUGUGGGUCAUCCAGAUGAAAUAGAAAUAGAAAUAGAGACACCCUGCCGUAGGCAAGUGGUGUGAAUUAAGGGAGUGGGGGGAGAUGAGGAGGUGGGCCAGGCCCGCCUCCUGUACGCCCCCACUACCGAGCAUGUGAAGGCGGGCGUGCAGGCCAGGCCUGUACCCCGCCAGGAUGUUACGUCCCGCCCGGGUCGCCAGGUGGCAGUCCCCGUUCGAGACGCCGUCUGGUCAAGACAAUGUGGUUGAGGGUGGCGACUGCGUGGUCGUGUAGGGUGUCGCAGCACUGCCUGGCUUUGUGGGAAGUGACGCCCAGGGAGGUGAGGAGGGGAUGGAGGUCCUUGCGGAUUGUGCCUGCAAAUCCGAGGCUGAUUGCGCUCUGCGGGGUGUAUUGCACUUUCCAUCCCGCUUCCCGCAGGUCGGCUGCAAGUGCCAGGUGCUGUUGUGCUUUUUCGUGUUGCUUGGCGGCGUGGUUCGUGUCGGCGGUGUAUCCUGCUUCGAUGAUGUGGAUGGUGUCGCGUCCGCUGGGAAACACGACAAAGUCUGGGUUUAGGGCUGCGGCGAGGGAGAUGGAAGGGAUUAGUAGGAUGUCGGGGCGGUAAUGUAGGUGGCGUCCUGCUGGUUUGCCCUCCUGGUCGGGGAGCAGCCACGGCGGCAGGCGGUUGUCAGCCGCGUAGUCUGGCAGAUCGGCUUUAGACGUGGCGUCCAUUACCAUGUAGCAGCCGCCGCAGUCACCAUGGGAGAUGGCUCGUGCGAUGGUCUGGACUGCAAUGUUGUGUCGUUUAAUGUACAUUGCACGGAGUUGGGGGUUGUGGCAGCCUCCCAGUAUAUGGCCACCGGAGUCGGGUCCGCGACAGAGUGGGCAUGGGGCGGGGGUAUCGGGGCCAGCGCGGGGGGCUCGGCGGCCUGUGACUGUGCAGCCGAAACGGGCUGCGAGUUUAUUGUUCCACAGCUGUCCGUACAGAUAGUCCAUGCAGCGUUUGGCCUUGCGGUGCCGGCCUGAUUGCAGGUUCAUGGUUCGGGUGCUGGAUUUGAUAUCCAGGUCUGGGAUGGCGUUGGCAACGAAGCCAGUGUAGAGGGUUUCGCGGGUGUGGCCUUGGGCGAUGUGCGGGGCCGCGAGCGUGGCGAUGCCGCGGUUGAGGUCAUGCGCGUAGUGCCCUUCGUUCUUCUCUCGUGGCACCCCUUCCACAGUCGGUUUCAUAGUUUUACGUAUCCAGUAGUAUUUGCUACGCGGGUCGUUAUCGGAUUCCUCGACCAGCCACUCGGCCCCGGGCAUCUGUUCUCCCUUGGCGGUUUUCACCGCCGCCUGAUCUGCGAGUUCAUUGUGCGCAAUCCCUGAAUGUGCUUUGACCUUGAGGAGAUUAGUCCGGCGGCCGGCGUGGGAGCGGCGUUUCAGGAGCGCGAGGAUGUUAUCCAGCAGCGCUUUGUGUUUGCUGAAGGUGAGGAGUUGGGGCUGGUUGAUUGUUUUGCGGAUGAGGAACAGCGACGCAGCGGAGUCAGUGUAUACUGUGACUUCGGGGAGCGCUUGCACUUCGUCUAGCUUGAGCACUUGGUGUAUGGCCGAGAGCUCGCAGCGUGUGAUGGUGUUACAGCCGUGUUGCCCAGGGUUGACGUCGAUUUGAUAGCAG
This is a messenger RNA of Chlamydomonas reinhardtii, 5101 nucleotides long. RefSeq lists its product as uncharacterized. The record is from RefSeq and is a predicted model, not a curated record. Lineage: Eukaryota; Viridiplantae; Chlorophyta; Chlorophyceae; Chlamydomonadales; Chlamydomonadaceae. The transcript is spliced from 5 exons. Bases 370 to 3498 code for a protein of 1042 amino acids.